AUGCCUGGGUUGGUAUUUCACUGGUAUAGCCGCCUCGCAUAUAUCACCCCGUCCACCUGGCACCAUUGUGCUAGUCAACUACCUUGGGCACGUGGAAGAGCUUGUAUUGCUUCCAACCAGUUCUGGUACAGGAAUCUUCACGGGCAAACAGCUAGAUUCCCCACCAAGAUGGCUCCAAGAAAAAUCCUCAUCUACCUGUUGCGCAGAGAUCUGCGCGUCUCAGACAACCCGAUAUUCCACAACCUCGCGACCCAAAAGGACCACGGUUUCACUCACCUCCUCCCUGUCUACAUAUUUCUCCCAAACCAAAUUGAGAUUUCUGGCUUCAUCUCGGACAAGUCAGCGAAGAGCCCCUACCCAGAAGCCAGGAGCAAGGUUGCCGGGUACUGGAGAUGCGGACCUUACCGGGCCAAGUUCAUCUCCCAGGCAGUGUGGGAUGUGAAGCAAUCACUCGAGAAGAUAAACAGCGGGCUGCUGUUGCGUCUCGGAAGCUUUCAAGAUGUCCUCGAGGGCCUUCUCGAUGGUUUCAAAGAACGAGGUGACACUUGUUCGGUUUGGAUGGUCGGGGAGGAGGGACUCGAAGAAAUACAAGACGAGAAUUCCAUAUCAACAGUGUGUAGGGCGAGGGGAUUCGACUUCAAGAAAUUGGUGGAUGAGAAGUAUUUUAUCGACGAUCGCGACUUGAACUUCGCUGAGCCCCAAGACCUGCCGGGGAUUUUUACAGACUACCGGAAGUCGGUUGAGCCAUUAAGAGAGAGACCGAGAAAGUCGUUACAAACACCUGAAACAGACUCACUCCCACCAUUCCCUGAGCCUGAUACCAUCCCCGAGCAAUCACGGCCGUUUUCAGUCCCAGACAACUAUGAAGACCUUGAGACAGCGCUCCUAAAGCCUGUGAAGGACUUCAACGGUGGUCCUUUCCCCGAGCAUGCCGAGAACGCCACCACCGCCCACCCUUUCAAGGGAGGCGAGACGGCAGGACAGGAGCGUUUGCAAUACGUCAUGCGCUCCGGUAUAAUCAAGGGCUACAAGACAUCUCGCAACGGUCUCAUCGGCCCCGACUUCAGUACAAAACUCUCGGCUUAUCUCGCGCAAGGAUGCAUCACUGCCCGGCAGAUACAUGAAUCAUUACUCAGUUACGAGGACGGCAGCGCUACUGAACUUGCAGAGAUCGAAGGAUUCGGGCAGGGUGAAAACAUUAACACCAAAUCGGUCAGGGAGGAGUUGAUGUGGAGGGACUACAUGCGAUUGUACGCCAGAAAGAUCAAAGGAAAGCUAUAUUCGGUCGAGGGUCCCAGGGGCGGUCGCAACUAUGAGGCCAGCAGCAGCGGGGAAGCCGUCGACAGCGGGUCACCGCCUAUUGCCAAAAAGGUUAUUUGGAAGACGCCGGAUCCCGCUGCUGCCGACCCGCGGCAGACACCAGAGCCCGAAAAGAUCAAAGUAUGCUUAGAUCGGUUUCUGGCCGGAACGACGGGUCUUGGAUUGAUCGACGCCUCCAUGCGUGAGCUGAUGCACACUGGGUACACGUCCAAUCGGGCCCGCCAGAAUGCAGCCAAUUUCUUGGCCAAGCACCUAGGGAUCGACUGGCGUUGGGGAGCCGAAUGGUACGAGAUGUUGCUGGUGGACUACGAUGUGUGUUCGAACUGGGCGAACUGGCAGUACGUGGCUGGUGUCGGAAACGAUCCGCGCGGCGAGGCCCGAAUCUUCAACCCGGUCAAGCAAGCGUUCGAUUACGAUAAGGAGGGCGCUUACGUCAAGAUGUGGGUGCCUGAGUUGGCGCCCUUUGGCAACAGGCUUGAACUCGUCUUUCAAGCCUGCAAGGCGACCCCGCAGGAGCGCGACGAGGCUGGACUGUCGGACAACAUUAUGGUCACGGACCCGGUGAAGCGUAUCGCGUUCAACCCCAACGGCAAGCCACCGAGCAAGAGGCCGUGGAAGAAGAAGGAUUCUGUCUCGGGCAACACUGCUGGCGGUGGGGGAGGUUCUCCCAACGAAGGCAGCCCCAGGACCGAAACCAAUGGUGGCGCACAGGGCAAGGGCGAUGGCUCACAGCAAUCUCGGGGUGGGAGGCAGCAGUGGCGCCCCAGUGGCCAGGGGUACCCUCCGCAGACGGGCAGGGCUCAGCCCGGCAGUGGCGGGGGGUACCGAAGCUACCACAAUGCCGCUUACGGCGGGCCAGGACCACAAGGGGGCCGGGGUGGCGGCUGGCGAGGGCGACCGGCCGGGCCUGGCCGGGGUGCGGGGUUGCAGGGCUUUAAUUACCGAGGCCCAGGUGGCGGCGGAGUAUACUAUGUAGGUCGUGGCGGCUACCCGCAUCAGCCGUACGAGGGAGGGGCUCCUCCCAACUACGCCGUCGUCCAGGGAGGUGGGCAGCAUCCCAUGUCGCACUACGGACCCGGCGGCGGGGCCUCGCCGCAGUCGCAGCAGGGGUGGACGCCACCAAACCAAGGACAGUACCCUCAGCAGCAACAACAGCAGCAGCAGCAAGAACAACAGCCGCAGCCGCAGCCGCAGCAGCAGCACAGCAGCAACAACAACAGCCACGGCUAUGGCUUUGUCGGCCCCACGAUCCAUAUGAUGCCGGUCACUUACUUUGUUAUGCCCAAUGGGUAUGAGUCGUACUAUGUACAGUAUCCCGCCAUGGAUGGGACUCAAGAUAACUAA
Pyricularia pennisetigena is the source of this 2664-nucleotide messenger RNA. RefSeq lists its product as uncharacterized. The record is from RefSeq and is a predicted model, not a curated record. Lineage: Eukaryota; Fungi; Ascomycota; Sordariomycetes; Magnaporthales; Pyriculariaceae. Gene Ontology annotation, molecular function: FAD binding; damaged DNA binding; deoxyribodipyrimidine photo-lyase activity. Gene Ontology annotation, biological process: photoreactive repair. The coding region runs from base 1 to 2664 and encodes 887 amino acids. The transcript has 4 exons.